CACACCUCCCUCUUUUCUCCCCUCCGCGCUCCCCUCCCCCCCCCUCUCCCUCCGCGCGCGUUUCUUCCCCCUGUCCUCCCGCGUCACCCUUGCUCCCCCCCCCUCUCCAUCCUGCGACAUGUCCCUUGCCUCCCUCUCGUCGCUGUUGAACAUGCGAUCGCGGUCAGCCCUGGCCUUUGGCGUAUCGGCCGGGAUCGGCAUCAUCGCGGCGUUCUUUUUCCUGCGGCGGCACUUCGGCACCCAGCAGAAGGCCAUUGAUGGGUGUCCCGCGCCACAGGACACCACGCCGAUGCCGGCGGAUCUGGAGCGUGAGUUUGAGUUGGCCACAUUCUUCGUGUCCAGCUCCUCCAAGGCCGCUAGCCUUUCGAACAAGCAAAAGCUCAGCCUCUACUCGACCUACCGUGCGGCGCUGGCCACCCGUGAUGAGGACGCCAGGCGCGACGCGGCCAACGCUCCCUCCGGCUGGGGCGAGGCCAAGCUCAAGCAUCAUGCGCGCUCUGUGGCCCGGGAGAACUUCCCGACUCGGGCCGACGCCGCCAUGGCCUACAUCCUCAUGGUGAAGGACUAUUUCGGCCUGGAGGCCAUCCCCGGGACUGGGGGUGUCCCCGCCCACGCCCCUGGUGAUGAGAGUGACCCGGAGUUGCUGAUGGACUCGCCGUCGGACGAGCGCCUCCGGGCAUAUACCCCGCCGGGGAUCGCCCAACUGCCAGUUGCCGAGGAUGCCACCGCUCCGGCGGGUGCCGAUGCCGACAUCCCGACCGAGGACUUUGCUAUGAGCAACUGCGUGAGCCGGCCGGUGACCGAUCUCUCGCUUCCCGAUGAACUCCCCCUGCACAACACCCUGCGGCUGACGCACUACAGCCACUUGGAGGAUCCGCUUCAGGUGCAGCACGUCCUGGCGGCCACGGUGCGCGGGUUCCCCGCCCCGGCAGAGGCCCCCCCCAAGCCGGUCUCCUCGGAGCACCCGCCGCAGGAAGUGGACACGGUCGAUGCGUCGGGCCUGACGGCCCUCCACUGGGCCGCAGACCGGGGAAUCUCCCGGGUGAUCUUUUUCUUGCUCGCGCGCACCGAUGCCGAUCCCACCAUCCGGUCGCUGCAGGAUGGGUGGACCCCGCUGCAUGGGGCCCUCCUGUGCCGGCAUGACGAUUGUGCCCGUCUCCUGAUCGGCGGCUCGGUCCCGGGGCUGGGCAUGGAGUAUGACCUGCCCCAGCGCCUGUCCAUCUUCUCGCGCAUCCAGGCCACCCUGGAGCGCGAGGCCGACACCGUGUUCGACCCGGCCGAGGACUCGCUACUGGAGGCGGUCCGCGAGGCGGUCGAUCUGCUGGACUCUCAGGACCCGGCGCGCGCCCUGUGGGCUGGGUAUCUCGCCGCGCGCGAGGCCGGCGGGGAGCCCUUCCCGGCGGCGGUGCAGGACCUCGCCGACCAGGUCGUCUCCUCGGCCAUCAGCCAGGCCCUCUCGGCUUCCAUCAGCUCCCCCCUGUCCCCGAGCCCGGAGGACACCCUGGUGGUCAAUGUCCCGGUGCAGGACGAGUCCGACUGGAGCGACCUGUGCGAGGGCAAUGCCUGAAGCAAUCCCCCUCGCUUUUGCUGCCUCCCCCUCUUGCCGCCCUUGCCGUCCGCCUGCUGCCUGCCUGUCCUGGCCGCCGUUGCGCUCCUUGUCCUUGCCACCUCCUUCCCCCUCUUCCCUUUGCGCUGUCCCAGCCGCAACGUCAGACCUGCCUCGCUUUUCCCCCCUCCUCCCCCUGCCAAUCCCAUCGGCGAGGGCGGGGCAGGGCAUGUGAAAAGACACAUGCAUGCGCCGAAACAGAGUGUACAGUGUGUUUCUA
Fonticula alba is the source of this 1826-nucleotide messenger RNA. RefSeq lists its product as hypothetical. The coding region runs from base 119 to 1567 and encodes 482 amino acids. The record is from RefSeq and is a predicted model, not a curated record. NCBI's taxonomy places the organism in Eukaryota, Rotosphaerida, Fonticulaceae. The transcript is spliced from 4 exons. Gene Ontology annotation, cellular component: cytoplasm; nucleus. Gene Ontology annotation, molecular function: protein binding.